Messenger RNA from Vicia faba (fava bean), 522 nucleotides. The record is from the annotation of a GenBank genome assembly. Lineage: Eukaryota; Viridiplantae; Streptophyta; Magnoliopsida; Fabales; Fabaceae.
AUGCUAGCACCAUCACCUACUCCCCAAGUUUCACCUCUGCCUGUGCCAGUACCUUCACCAAUCUAUCAAACUGUACAGCCUCCAUCCGGCCCUUCACAACAACAAUACAGUGUCCUGGUCGCGAGGCCACCUGUGCUGCAUGGCUCGUUUGUCCAGGGUCCAUACGGGCCUUUGGUAGUGUCCCCCACCAUGGUACCUUUUCAAGGCUGGAGCUCUUAUCAUCAGGCUCAGGCUGCAAGUCCUGUGCUUCCUACGAGUACUCCGUUGAGCAUUGCUUCGCCACAUAUUUAUGGGAUAACUCAGCUACCUUCACCGACUACUGCCUUUACUGGACUUUUUCAACCUUCUGGUUCCUCAACUGGUCCUUCAGGCAGUAGUCAGAAGGAACAGUCAUUACCCGAAAGGCCUGAUCAGCAGGAAUGUCAUUGUUGUACCCCAAAAUUUGCCCUCCCAUAUCCUUCAAAAUUUCAAAAUUCCCCAAGGGUUGCACAAUUCAAGGGCCUCCUAAACAGUCAAAAUUAG